AAUAAAUAUGGGCCAUUAUGUAACAAACACAACAAUAUGAAAAUUGAUACAUGCUGCAGUAGCUCAGUAUUUUCGUUGUAUAUUGAACAACAGUUUUUCUUUUUCUAUUAGGCCAAGUACGUAUUUAAUAAUUUAAUAAAUGUUUAAUUAAUACAUCGAACAAAUUGCUUUUGAUUUUAUUUUGGUCGUGCCAACUUCUCAAAUUGCCAAAUUGUAAACUAAAGCUGAGAUAUCAAGAAGAAAAAACUACUGAACUUUAAUUAAUAAGAAUAACUUUUAUGCUACCACACCAUAUCACUCGAGCUGCAGUUCAUAAUAUCUACUGUAUUCAAUGGAAAAAUACAAGGCAAGCUCAUAAUUGAAUUUUUUAAUAUUUUAAUUGUUUAUAUAUAUAUUGUUAUUCUGUAUACAUUUAUGAAUUAAAUCAAUUGAAAUUGAAUAUCUUUCUAACACUACUGGAAUUAUCGUUCUUAUGUCAUAUAAUUUAUCUGCUACAACAUAGUAGUGAAUAAAUCAUAAACAUGUUUCAGUUUACAAUUAUUUCAUUAAUUAUUAGCUUUGAAGUAUAUAGCGGUUUUGCUUAUCAAUGUCCUAAAUCAAUUCCAUAUUCAGAAAUACCUGGAUUAUCGAGAAUAAGUUUACCUGUUUCAAAUGCGCUCUACCAUUUUAGAAUCGAAAACGAAUUUCUAAUAGAUUCUCGUGGUAGGACAAGAUAUGUUUGCGUGGAAAUUACACCAGAAACAUACGCAUUACGGAAUAAGUCAACAAAAUACGAUAGUGAUCUAUAUGUCCAAACUGGAGGAGAUUAUAAAGAACAUAUAAUAGCACAUUCCCUUGGGGGAUCAAAUGAUUCUCUGAAUAUAUUUCCACUUAACCAAAACUGUAAGUCGAGACUCCUUAAUAAUAAUUUUGAGCAAAAACUUGAAGGAUUACUUACUGAACAUUCACGAAUAACAUAUGUAGCUGAACUCGAAUACGCAUAUAAUAUGACUGAUAUGCGGCCAACUCGCAUAAACACAUUAUAUAUAGACGAAAAUGAAAAUAUUCUAAAAUCUGUAAGGACGAUAAAUUCACCACCUUACACAUCCUGUAAGACAGUAAAUCAAGAAUAUCCCACAAAACACAAAAGGUCUUUUAUCGAAAUUUUUAAACAUACCGAAAAUUCAACAAAAAGUGUAAAUUGCUUGGACGGUUGUAGAAGGUCAGAAUGUUGGUCAAAAGUUGAAGAUCGUGAUAAAAAAUGCAGUUCGCAUCAUUUUCAUUCAGUACAUGCUAAUUCACUUUGUGUUGGUCAGUGGUGUUAUUGUUGCUCUUACUAUUAAAAAAAAAUAAUAUAUUGCAUUAUUCAUAAUGGUAUAUUUUUUUCGUAUGAAGUUCAAUGGUCUCUAAUAAGUAUUGAUAUAUUACGAAUUAACCAAUCAAUGAAAUAGAUAAUAACACUGAUCAACUUAUAAUAAUUACAAUAUC
Molecule: messenger RNA, 1467 nt
Organism: Melanaphis sacchari
Lineage: Eukaryota; Metazoa; Arthropoda; Insecta; Hemiptera; Aphididae
Exons: 2
Coding region: 522-1322 (266 amino acids)
Source: RefSeq, a predicted model, not a curated record